This is a messenger RNA of Dioszegia hungarica, 3627 nucleotides long. Its product is annotated as carbamoyl-phosphate synthase L chain, ATP binding domain-containing protein. Gene Ontology annotation, cellular component: cytoplasm. Gene Ontology annotation, molecular function: ATP binding; metal ion binding; pyruvate carboxylase activity. Gene Ontology annotation, biological process: pyruvate metabolic process; gluconeogenesis. The record is from RefSeq and is a predicted model, not a curated record. Lineage: Eukaryota; Fungi; Basidiomycota; Tremellomycetes; Tremellales; Bulleribasidiaceae. The transcript is spliced from 17 exons. The coding region runs from base 1 to 3627 and encodes 1208 amino acids.
AUGUCGACCGCACAAUCCAUCCUUGCUGGCUCUUCUACCCAUAAUCAGAUCGAAGCAUGGGCGUCCCACCUUGGAGCGGACCAAUCCGUUCCCGGUACCCCCGGCGUCGGUGCCGUGCCCAACUCUAUCAUCUCAAUGCGAAAGAAGCAGGCCGGUCACUCUGGACCGCUCAAAAAGGUCCUCGUCGCCAACCGCGGUGAGAUCGCCAUUCGCGUCUUCCGUACCGCCCACGAGCUGGCCAUGUCCACCGUCGCCAUCUACUCGCACGAGGACCGACUUGGCGCGCACCGAUACAAGUCGGAUGAGAGUUAUUUGGUCGGAAAGGGCAUGACGCCCGUUGCGGCUUACUUGGCCCAGGACGAUAUCAUCCGGGUUGCGCUGGAGCACGGUGUUGACAUGAUCCACCCCGGAUACGGUUUCCUCUCUGAGAACGCCAGCUUCGCCAAGAAGGUCGAAGACGCAGGAAUUGCCUUCAUCGGCCCCAGGCCCGAGACCAUCGACUCGCUCGGUGACAAGACAAAGGCCCGUACGCUUGCGAUGAAGACCCAAGUCCCGGUCGUUCCCGGUACACCUGGCCCCGUCGACACGUACCAGGACGGAGCUGCCUUUAUCGAGGAGUACGGUUUCCCGGUCAUCAUCAAGGCGGCUAUGGGCGGUGGUGGACGAGGUAUGCGAGUUGUUAGGGACAAGGAGAGCUUCAAGGAGAACUUUGAGCGAGCCGUUUCCGAGGCAAAGAGCGCGUUCGGCGACGGGACCGUCUUCAUCGAGCGUUUCCUUGACCACCCGAGGCACAUCGAGGUCCAGCUGCUUGCCGAUGGCGAGGGUAACUGUGUCCACCUCUUCGAGCGAGACUGCUCCGUGCAGAGGAGGCACCAGAAGGUUGUCGAAGUCGCCCCCGCUCCUCACCUCGACGAGCCUGUCCGCCAGGCCAUCCUCAACGAUGCGCUCAAGCUCGCACGCGCCGUCGGAUACCGAAACGCCGGUACCGCCGAGUUCCUGGUCGACCAGCAGGGCAGGCACUACUUUAUCGAGAUCAACCCUCGUAUUCAGGUCGAGCACACUAUUACCGAGGAGAUCACCGGUAUCGACAUCGUCGCUGCGCAAAUCCAGAUCGCCGCUGGCGUGACCCUCGAGCAGCUGGGCCUUACCCAGGAGAACAUCCACCGAAGGGGCUUUGCAAUCCAGUGCCGUAUCACCACUGAAGAUGCUGCUGCUGGAUUCCAGCCGGAUACCGGCAAGAUCGAGGUGUACCGAUCUGCUGGUGGAAACGGUGUGCGACUGGACGCUAGCUCCGGUUACGCCGGCGCGCAGAUCACCCCCCACUACGACUCCCUGCUCGUCAAGUGCUCCGUCAGCGGUGCCACCUACGAGGUCGCCAGGCGGAAGAUGCUCCGAGCUUUGGUCGAGUUCCGUAUUCGCGGUGUCAAGACCAACAUCCCGUUCUUGAUCCGUCUCCUUACCCACCCGGUCUUCGAGUCCGGCAAAACCUGGACCACGUUCAUCGACGACACACCCGAGCUCUUCAAGCUCGUCCAGUCGCAGAACCGAGCGCAAAAGCUGCUCGCUUACCUCGGAGACGUCGCCGUCAAUGGCUCGUCGAUCAUGGGCCAGAUGGGCGAGCCGGGUCUCAAAACCGAGGCUAUGAUACCGGUCAUUGUUGACAACAACGACUCGAGCAAGGUCGUCGACACGAGCGUGCCGUGCGAGAAUGGCUGGAGGAACAUCAUCGUCAAUGAAGGGCCCGAGGCGUUCGCCAAGGCCAUCAGGGGCUAUAAGGGUUGUCUCAUCAUGGACACAACCUGGCGAGACGCCCACCAGUCUCUCCUCGCCACCCGGAUGCGUACGGUCGACAUGGCCAACAUUGCCCGCGAGACCUCGCACGCCCUCCAGAACGCCUACUCGCUCGAAUGCUGGGGCGGCGCCACCUUUGACGUGGCCAUGCGCUUCCUGUACGAAGACCCCUGGGACCGUCUCAGGACCCUCAGGAAGCUCGUCCCCAACAUUCCCCUCCAGGCUCUCGUCCGAGGCGCGAACGCUGUCGGGUACACCUCGUACCCCGACAAUGCCAUCUACGAGUUCUCCAAGAAGGCCGUCGAGGCUGGUCUCGACAUUUUCCGUGUCUUUGACUCGCUCAACUACUUUGAGAACAUGAAGCUCGGUAUCGACGCUGCCAAGAAGGCUGGGGGUGUCGUCGAGGGUACCAUCUGUUACUCUGGUGAUGUCGCGAACCCCAAGAAGACCAAGUACACCCUGCAGUACUACCUCGACUUGACAAAGCAGCUCGUCGAUGAGGGCAUCCACGUCCUGGGUAUCAAGGACAUGGCAGGUCUGCUUAAGCCUCAAGCUGCCACCAUGUUGAUUGGCGCGAUCAGGAAGGAGUACCCCGACCUCCCAAUCCACGUGCACUCGCACGACACCGCCGGUAUCGCCGCCGCCAGCAUGAUCGCCUGUGCUAUCGCCGGAGCCGAUGUCGUCGAUGUCGCCAUCGAUGACCUCUCCGGUCUCACCUCGCAGCCCGCCAUGGGUGCCGUCUGCAUUGCGCUCGAGCAGUCCGGUCUCGGCACGGGUAUCUCGCACGAGAACAUCCAGGCCCUCAACUCGUACUGGUCCCAGAUCCGAGUGCUUUACAAGUGCUUCGAGGCCAAUGUCCGCGCGUCAGACUCUGGUGUCUUCGACCACGAGAUGCCGGGUGGACAGUACACCAACUUGCAAUUCCAGGCUUCUCAGCUGGGUCUGGGUACGCAGUGGAUCGAGAUCAAGAAGAAGUACAUUGAGGCCAACCAGCUCUGUGGCGACAUCAUCAAGGUCACCCCGUCUUCCAAGACCGUCGGCGACUUUGCCCAGUUCAUGGUCUCCAACAACCUCUCCAAGCAGGACGUCAUUGACCGCGCCUCGUCCCUCGACUUCCCCCAGUCCGUCGUCGAAUUCUUCCAGGGCUACCUCGGCCAGCCGUACGGCGGCUUCCCGGAGCCCCUGCGGUCCAACAUCAUUCGCGACAAGGCGAGAAUCGACAAGCGACCUGGACUCGAGAUGAAGCCUCUGGACUUUAAGAAGAUCAAGGAGGAGCUAAGGGAGCGAUUCGGCUCGCACAUCUCAGACUACGAUGUUUCGAGUUACUGCAUGUACCCCAAGGUGUUCGAGGAGUACCAGGGCUUCGUGGAGAAGUAUGGUGAUCUGAGCGUGGUCCCGACCCGAUUCUUCCUCGGCAAGCCUGAGAUCGGAGAGGAGUUGACCAUCUCGAUCGAGCAGGGAAAGACCCUCACCAUCAAGCUCCUCGCGGUCGGUACGCUCAACACCGACAAGGGUACCCGAGAGGUCUUCUUCGAGCUCAACGGAGAGACCCGAGCCGUUGUCAUCCAGGACACCAACGCUGCUAUCGAGCACGUCAGCAGGGAGAAGGCGUCUAGCGACCCCGGAUCAGUCGGAUCGCCCAUGUCCGGUGUCGUCAUCGACGUCCGUGUCAAGGAGGGCCAGGAAGUCAAGGCUGGUGACCCGCUCUGCGUCCUGUCCGCCAUGAAGAUGGAGUCUGUCGUCUCCUCGCCCGUAUCCGGCAAGGUCAAGCGCGUCCUUGUCAAGGAAAGCGACUCGAUCGCGCAGGGCGACUUGACUGUUGAGAUCACCCACUAG